CGCAUAAGGCAGGCUGAAGGAGCCCUGCUGUGAGGUUCCUUGCGGAAAUAAAGCCAGUGGGGAGAAAUGCCAACUGCCUCUCGCCCACAGGACACCGUACUCGGCUGGCUAGACACGUUGGUUGUAUUGCUGGUACCGACUGUUCCUUCGCAUCCGUAUGUAGAUCCUGGCAAUACCUCGACAAUGGCGGUUUCAACGUCGAGUGUCGGGAAAUAUCCAUUUCUGCCGCCAUUUCGGGACAGUCAGACCUCACUGCUCGGUGCUCGCUCAAUGCUCAAGGAGGGGUGGGGGUGUGUGUCUUAGCUGAGGUAGGCAUCAAAUCAGACGUCGCUAAGGUGC
Colletotrichum phormii is the source of this 339-nucleotide messenger RNA. RefSeq lists its product as uncharacterized. NCBI's taxonomy places the organism in Eukaryota, Fungi, Ascomycota, Sordariomycetes, Glomerellales, Glomerellaceae. The record is from RefSeq and is a predicted model, not a curated record. The transcript has a single exon. Bases 67 to 303 code for a protein of 78 amino acids.